UAGAGCAACAAGAUGGCCGCGGUGGCAGCUCCGCACCUCAGCGCGACGGCCCCGGGAGCCGCAGCCGCCGCCGCCGGCCCUGCCGCCCCGCAGCCCUGAGCGCCGCCCCGGCCGCCCCCACCGCCCCUGACAGGGCCGUCCCUGCGCCUGCCGCGCUCCUGCCGCCGCCGCAGCGGGCCCGCCCGAGCCGGAGGCGGAGGGAGCGGAGCCGGCCGAAAGCAGAGCGCCGAGCGCAGCCGCCGCCACCUCGGAUCCCGGGCCGCGCCGGAGCUGCCGUCCCGCCCGCUGGUGCGAGGAGGAGGGCGCGUCGCGGCGUCGCCGGGGCCGGACCUGGACCCGCUGGGACGCGUCGCCGCCCACCCGCCCGCGCCGCCGCCGCCGCUCGCGCCGGGACCUGAGCCCGCGGCGCCGGCGCUGAGCGGGCCCCCGCCGCCCGAGCGCCCCGCAGGCCCCGGGGCGGCUGCCCGAGUGGUUUUUGCCGCCGCCGCCAGGCCCGCGCCGCCGGAGCCCCGCCGAGGAGCCGCCGCCGCCGCCGGGGACGGAUCCCAGGGAGAAAGAACAAGAAACACAAAAAGAGGAACGUUUGAUGGAAGAAAAGAAAAAGAAAAAGCAGGAAGAAAAGAAAAAGAAGGAAGGUGCUCAGAAAAAGGCUGCUGAUCAAAAAACCAAAGUGCCAGAACCUACUAAGACCUGUUCAAGCCAGCCCCAACCUGCCGGGACCAGUACCAGUACUUCCACCAGCACUCUCUCCAGCAGCAGCAAUGGCAAACGUGCGUCUGCCGGCGGCCAGCAGCCAGCUGCAUCCCGUUACCUGCCUCGCGAGGUGCCUCCACGCUUCCGCCAGCAAGAACAGAAGCAGCUGUUAAAGAGAGGUCAGCCACUGCCCACGGGGGCUCUGGCCAGCGUGAGCCCCGCCCAGGGUGCUGGGCCUGCAGGGCUGAGCCCUCCGCCGCUACCUGGAGCCGGAGCACAGCCGCACCCCAGCAAGCCCCAGCCAGAAAUCGGCCACAGCGGGCUGGCAGAGCAUUAUGAAAGUUCCCACUGGGGACAGCAGCCCACUUACAGAAGCGAAGCCAACGGCAGCUGGGAUAAAGUGAUAAUAGACAGGACCGAUAAGGAGGCGUGGCCUUCCAUCACGGGAACAGAGGCUGAGUCUGCCUCAGAAUGUACGACAGACACUGACUGUACCUCCAGCUGUGGCUCAGAGAACAGUAGCAUGGCUACAGGGAGUGCCCAGGGCAGCUUCACUGGACAUACCAAGAAGACGAACGGCAAUAAUGGCACCAAUGGCGCACUCGUCCAAAGCCCUUCUAAUCAGAGUGCCCUUGGGGCGGGGGGAGCCAACGGUAAUGGAAACGCAGCCAGAGCGUGGGGCGUAGCCACGGGCUCCAGCUCCGCCCUGGCUCACUGCUCCCUCAGUGGUGGGGAUGGAAAGAUGGACAACAUGAUCGGAGAUGGGAGAAGUCAGAAUUGCUGGGGUGCUUCCAACUCCAAUGCUGGCAUUAAUCUUAACCUUAAUCCCAAUGCCAACCCAGCUGCCUGGCCUGUACUUGGACAUGAAGGAACUGUGGCGACAGGCAACCCUUCCAGUAUUUGCAGUCCAGUCAGUGCCAUAGGUCAAAACAUGGGCAACCAGAAUGGGAACCCAGCAGGCACUUUAGGUGCUUGGGGAAACUUGCUGCCGCAAGAGAGCACAGAACCACAAACGUCCACUUCUCAGAAUGUGUCUUUCAGCGUACAACCUCAGAACCUUAACACUGAUGGACCAAAUAACACUAACCCCCUGAACUCUUCACCAAACCCUAUCAAUGCAGUGCAGACAAACGGACUGCCAAACUGGGGCAUGGCUGUUGGUAUGGGGGCCAUCAUCCCGCCCCACCUGCAAGGCCUUCCUGGUGCUAACGGAUCAUCAGUUUCUCAAGUCAGUGGGGGUGGCAGCGAAGGAAUCAGCAGUUCUGUGUGGGGACUGUCCCCAGGUAACCCUGCCACAGGAAAUAGCAAUUCUGGGUUCAAUCAGGGGAAUGGCGACACUGUGAACUCAGCAUCAAGUGCUAAGCAGAAUGGCUCUAGCAGUGCUGUGCACAAGGAGGGAAACGGAGGGAACGCGUGGGAUUCGGGACCUCCUGCCGGUCCUGGCAUCCUCGCCUGGGGACGGGGCAGUGGCAACCAUGGCGUCGGUAACCUCCAUUCGGGAGCUUGGGGCCACCCCAGCCGAAGCCCCUCUAACGGGGUGAACGGGGACUGGGGAAAGCCCCCAAACCAGCAUUCCAGUAGCGACAUCAAUGGGAAAGGAUCAACAGGGUGGGAGAGUCCUAGUGUCGGCAGCCAGAAUCCUGCCACACAGCCUGGCAGCGAACACACGAACUCUUGGGCCAAAGCUGCGUCUUCUGGAACGACAGCAAGUGAAGGAAGCAGCGACGGUUCUGGCAGCCACAACGAAGGAAGCGCUGGGAGGGAAGGAACAGAAGGCCGAAGGCGAGACAAAGGGAUUCUAGACCAAGGGCACAUCCAAUUGCCAAGGAACGAUCUUGACCCAAGAGUUCUGUCUAAUACUGGUUGGGGACAGACUCCAGUAAAGCAAAACACUGCCUGGGAAUUUGAAGAAUCCCCAAGGUCUGAGAGAAAGAAUGACAAUGGGACAGAGGCCUGGGGUUGUGCAGCUACUCAGCCUUCAAACUCAGGGGGGAAGAACGAUGGGUCCAUCAUGAACAGUACAAAUACCUCUUCAGUAUCGGGGUGGGUCAGCUCACCACCUGCUGCUGCGCCAGCAAACACAGGUUGGGGAGAUAGCAGCGGCAAAGCGCCAAGUGGCCCCGGGGUUUGGGGGGACACGAUAAGCUCUACUGCUGUUAAUAAUGCUGCUGCGGCCAAGAGUGGCCACGCUUGGAGUGGGACCGUAAAUCAGGAGGACAAGUCACCCACCUGGGGUGAGCCUCAAAAACCCAGAUCUCAGAACUGGGGAGAUGGACACAAAUCGAAUCCAGCCUGGAGCGCAGGCGGGGGAGAUUGGGCAGACUCGUCUUCUGUCCUUGGACACUUGGGGGAUGGGAAAAAAAAUGGCUCUGGAUGGGAUGCUGACAGUAAUCGAUCAGGGUCUGGUUGGAAUGAGGCUCCCAGGUCCGGGACCAGUGGCUGGGGCAAUGGCACAAAUGCAAAGGUGAAUCCAGGGACAAGCUGGGGAGAGUCUUUAAAGCCCGGUCCCCAACAGAACUGGGCGAGCAAACCCCAAGACAGCAGCGCGAGUAACUGGGGAGGAGCCACUUCCGUUAAACAGACAGGAACAGGGUGGAUUGGGGGGCCGGUCCCUGUCAAACAGAAGGACAGCAGUGAGGCCACGGGCUGGGAGGAACCUUCCCCGCCAUCUAUUCGACGCAAAAUGGAAAUUGAUGACGGUACCUCAGCUUGGGGCGACCCGAGCAACUACAACAAUAAAACUGUAAACAUGUGGGACAGAAACAACCCGGGCAUCCAGAGCAGUGCCUCGGUCAGCACCACCACCAGCACCAGCACCACCACCGCGAGCACCAACGCCAACGUGGCCGAGGCGCCCCCGACGCACCAGGCCAGCGCCCAGCUGAACCGAUCGCCACUGCUCGGUCCAGUUUCGUCAGGCUGGGGAGAAAUGCCUAAUGUUCAUUCAAAGGCUGAAAACUCUUGGGGAGAGCCAUCCUCCCCUUCUACCCUGGUUGAUAACGGCACAGCAGCAUGGGGCAAGCCGCCCAGCAGCGGCAGCGGAUGGGGGGACCAGCCCACCGAGCCGGCGGUGACAUUUGGAAGAGCCGGCGCCCCCGCGGCCGCCCCAACCCUGUGCAAACCAGCUUCAAAAUCUAUGCAAGAAGGCUGGGGCAGCGGCGGGGACGAUGCGAACCUCGGUGCCGGUCAGUGGGAAGACGAGGACGGGGGCAUGUGGAACAACACCGCUUCCCAAGAAAGCACCUCUUCCUGCAGUUCCUGGGGGAACGCCCCCAAAAAAGGACUCCAAAAGGGCAUGAAAACAUCUGGCAAGCAGGACGAGGCCUGGAUCAUGACCCGGCUGAUCAAACAACUCACAGACAUGGGCUUCCCGAGAGAGCCAGCUGAAGAGGCCUUGAAGAGUAACAAUAUGAAUCUUGACCAGGCCAUGAGCGCUCUGCUGGAAAAGAAGGUGGACGUGGACAAGCGUGGACUGGGAGUGACCGACUACAAUGGGAUGGUCACCAAGCCCCUUGGCUGCCGCCCACCCAUCUCCAAAGAGUCUUCCGUGGACCGCCCCACCUUCCUGGACAAGCUCACGCUUUCUUUCCCCAAUCAGGAUGGCGGCCUCGUGGAAGAGCCCACGACUUCACCAUUUUUGCCUUCACCAAGCCUGAAGCUCCCCCUUUCCAACAGUGCACUCCCUCAUCAGGCCCUGGGCGGGAUUGCCUCAGGGCUGGGCAUGCAGAACUUGAAUUCUUCUAGACAGACACCGAGUGGCAAUCUGGGCAUGUUUGGCAGCAGCGGAGCAGCACCAGCGAGGACCUUGCAGCAGCCGCCACAGCCGCCCGUGCAGCCCCUGAGCUCCUCCCAGCCCAGUCUCCGUGCUCAAGUGCCUCAGUUUCUAUCCCCUCAGGUUCAAGCACAGCUUUUGCAGUUUGCAGCAAAAAACAUUGGUCUCAACCCUGCACUAUUAACCUCGCCAAUUAAUCCUCAGCAUAUGACGAUGUUGAACCAGCUCUAUCAGCUGCAGCUGGCAUACCAACGUUUACAGAUCCAGCAGCAGAUGCUACAGGCCCAGCGGAACGUUUCCGGACCCAUGAGACAACAGGAGCAGCAAGUUGCGCGCACAAUCACUAACCUACAACAGCAGAUCCAGCAGCACCAGCGCCAGCUGGCCCAGGCCCUGCUCGUGAAGCCGCCGCCGCCCCCGCCGCACCUGUCUCUGCACCCCUCUGCAGGCAAAUCGGCCCUGGACAGCUUCCCCCCCCACCCCCAGGCCCCCGGCCUCCCCGACCUGCAGACCAAAGAGCAGCAGUCUUCACCCAGCACCUUCGCUCCCUACCCUCUCGCUGGACUGAACCCAAACAUGAAUGUCAGCAGCAUGGACAUGACUGGUGGUUUAUCAGUGAAGGACCCGUCUCAGUCCCAGUCACGCCUCCCUCAGUGGACACAUCCCAACCCGAUGGAUAACUUACCCGGUGCUGCUUCUCCACUCGACCAGAACCCCAGCAAGCAUGGUGCUAUCCCUGGAGGUCUGAGCAUUGGGCCUCCAGCUAAGUCCUCCAUCGACGACUCCUAUGGCCGGUACGAUUUAAUCCAGAGCAGUGAGUCACCAGCCACUCCUCCUGUAGCUGUUCCCCACAGCUGGUCACGUGCCAAAUCUGACAGUGAUAAAAUCUCAAAUGGCUCCAGCAUCAACUGGCCCCCAGAGUUCCAUCCUGGAGUUCCCUGGAAAGGACUUCAGAAUAUAGAUCCCGAGAAUGACCCUGACGUCACUCCUGGAAGUGUCCCCACCGGGCCUACCAUCAAUACCACCAUACAGGAUGUCAACCGCUACCUCCUCAAGAGUGGAGGGUCCUCCCCACCGUCAUCUCAGAAUGCCACGCUGCCUUCCUCGAGUGCCUGGCCGCUCGCUGCCUCCGGCUACAGUCGCUCCCUCAGCAGCCUCGCGCCCGCUCCUAGUAUCGCAGGUAAACUGUCAGACAUUAAAUCGACGUGGUCCUCUGGCCCUGCCUCUCACACACAAGCCUCUCUGUCUCAUGAACUGUGGAAGGUGCCCAGAAACACUACUGCACCCACAAGGCCACCUCCAGGGUUAACCAAUCCCAAGCCUUCCUCCACCUGGGGAGCCAGUCCCCUCGGCUGGACCAGCUCCUACUCCUCGGGUUCUGCCUGGAGUACUGACACCUCAGGAAGGACAAGCAGCUGGCUCGUUCUCCGCAACCUCACGCCCCAGAUCGAUGGCUCCACCCUGCGGACGCUGUGCUUGCAGCACGGGCCUCUCAUCACAUUCCACCUGAACCUAACCCAAGGCAACGCCGUGGUCCGGUACAGCUCCAAGGAGGAAGCCGCCAAGGCCCAGAAGUCCCUGCACAUGUGUGUUCUGGGAAACACUACCAUCUUGGCCGAGUUCGCUGGCGAAGAAGAAGUGAACCGUUUCUUAGCCCAAGGCCAAGCACUGCCGCCCACCUCCAGCUGGCAGCCCAGCGCUGGGACCAGCCAGACGCGGCUGGGCGCCUCGGGCAGCUCCCACGGCCUGGUGCGCAGCGACACUGGCCACUGGAACGCCCCGUGCCUGGCAGGCAAAGGGAGCAGCGACCUGCUGUGGGGCGGGGUCCCCCAGUACUCCAGCAGCCUGUGGGGCCCCCCCAGUAGCGACGACGGCAGGGUCAUCGGAAGCCCCACCCCGCUGAACACUCUGCUUCCCGGCGACCUUCUCAGUGGGGAGUCCAUCUAGCCCGGAGAGGCCGCAUGGGCGCCGCAAUCAUCAGCACUAGGAAGAAACGCUGACCCUUUCCAGUCCGGGCGUCGCUGAGGACCCCGCUUGACCCGAGCAGCCCGGCAGCCCUUUCGAGUACCUCUGUCCAGUACUGAAGACGAACCUUGGCCGCAGUCCUUGCGAACUGUUCCCAAGACAGUGCGGGCUGCGCUGGGUCAGUGUCAUGUGUAAUGACAGGAUGCUUCUCACAGCUUUUUAUUUUGUGUCGUCUUAUGUUUGUAUGGUGUGUUGUCAUUUUGAUUUUUUAAGUAUAAAAGCUGCUUAGAAUAGUUCUAUCAUGAAGGGCACUUUUCAGAUUGUGGGCUGGAAA
This is a messenger RNA of Balaenoptera acutorostrata (minke whale), 6764 nucleotides long. It is a transcript of the gene TNRC6C, whose product is annotated as trinucleotide repeat containing adaptor 6C. Gene Ontology annotation, molecular function: protein binding; RNA binding. NCBI's taxonomy places the organism in Eukaryota, Metazoa, Chordata, Mammalia, Artiodactyla, Balaenopteridae. Gene Ontology annotation, biological process: miRNA-mediated post-transcriptional gene silencing; positive regulation of nuclear-transcribed mRNA poly(A) tail shortening. The record is from RefSeq and is a predicted model, not a curated record. The coding region runs from base 587 to 6412 and encodes 1941 amino acids. The transcript has 23 exons. Gene Ontology annotation, cellular component: P-body; nucleoplasm.